Molecule: messenger RNA, 2972 nt
Organism: Bombus pyrosoma
Lineage: Eukaryota; Metazoa; Arthropoda; Insecta; Hymenoptera; Apidae
Gene: TTLL12
Product: tubulin--tyrosine ligase-like protein 12
Exons: 2
Coding region: 660-2516 (618 amino acids)
Biological process (GO): protein modification process
Source: RefSeq, a predicted model, not a curated record
AUCUUAACACGCUAGACCUUUAACUCAGAAAUCAAAAUUUUUUAUUUUUGAUUUAUGAUCAAUGAAACUUUUGUGAACACAUUUGUUACAUUUUUACAAAUUAAUAAAUAAAUGUAAUUCAAAUUAUAUCGUGUUUGGUCUCAUUUUAAUCAGAAAUAUGUCACAAGUACGUUAGCGAAAGAUUAAUUUUAAAAAGGUCAAAAAUAAAAAUGUUUCUCUUUUAAAUUAGUAUCUAAUUGUAUUAUCUUUGCGAUAUUUAACAACGAAUUAUGUUACACUAUUCGAUCGCGGCGAGCCGCAAUGCUUCGCGGUAAACUAUGGGUGUAAAACCAACAGUGGGGAUUGCGACGGUCCGAUCUUUGUGCGCUCUUUUCGUGUAAUUAUUGAAUGUUUCUAUAUAUUCGAAGUUGUUAUGAAAAGUAAACGAUUCAAUUAAAAAAUAAAUGCAAAUAUUUUAUACUAAAAUAUGAUUAGAGGCACCAUUGCAAUCAUAAUAUUUAUACAUAUGUAAAUGUUGUUUCAAUGUGAAAGAAGAGGUUAUUUUUUACAGUAUUUUCGUGAUUUUGUAAGAUUCAGAAUUUAUAUAAAUAUUCGCUUCGAAAAUUAAUAUAUGUAUAGUUAUCGAUUGGAGGAUUUAGAUUAUAUUUAAGUUGUAUACAAUGGACGGAGUAGGAUUAUUUAAUACUUUUCUUCAAACACACCAACCUCAGUUAGAAUCUUCCGGGGUACCAAGAAUAUAUUGGCACGUUUUAUUUAAAAAACUUCAGUACCAGAUAUUUGAUUCAGGUCUGAUAUUUCAAUUAAUGAGAAUUGAUUACGAUAAUGAUGAGAAGGGCCAAAAGGAUCCUAUUUGGAAGCUCUUUGUUUGUUGUAAGGAAGGCAUUGCUGUUAAGGAUCCAAACAAUAUUUAUUUAAUAGAUCAUGCAUGGACAUAUGAUGCUAACAAUGCAAGGCAAAAUUUAUCAAAUAUUCCAGACCUAUUAGAUCGUAUGUGUUCCUUAAUGGGUUUUGACACAGAUGCAGAAGAAAAUGAAAAGAUAGAAUUUGUAUUAAAUGAAAUGUGGAGGUACAAUCAAUCUUUUUCUAUAAAUAGUGGUUCCAUAGAGGAUAGAAUGCCAGUUUGGUAUAUUAUGGAUGAAGUAGGAUCAGCAAUAAAUCAUAGUGAUAACCCCAACUUUAGAACAGUGCCUUUCUUGUAUUUACCAGAUGGUAUUACUUAUACACUUUUGUUUCCUAUAAAGGAUGUUGAUUACGAAGAAGAAGUUACAAGAAAUUUUAUAGAAGGACAAACAAAAGACCAAAGGAAACAGAAAGCGUUACUGUUACCUUGGAUAGAAAUAUCAUUUAUCGAAGAAAGCUUCUUGCAAAUUGAACCAGAUGAACAAUACUUUUUGGCAGGUCAUAUUUGUGAAAGUCUACCAGAAAAAUUGGAUUAUAGAUCUCUUGAAAGAGAUAAAAGUACGAAAUUAAAAGUUUUUUCACAAUAUACAUAUGUAAAUGAAUAUCUAAAUGACCCUGCAUUUGAAAUUGUGGCCGAUGAAGAUCAGGCAGAUAUUUUAUGGUACACCUCACAUUUCAAAGACUAUAAAAGAUUAAGUAUACAAUCACCGUACGUUUUUGUAAACCAAUUUCCAUUUGAAGAUGUUCUAACUGUUAAAGAUUUAUUGUCGAUUAUAUGUAGAAGGAAAGCAGGUGAAAGAUGCUUCAAUCCCAAUACACUCGAAACUUAUCCAGUUUGGCUACCAACUACUUACAACCUUAGUGUAGAAUUAGUGCAAUUUGUUGCAUACUUUGAACGGAGGAAGUCAAUGAAUUUAGAUAAUCAUUGGAUUUGUAAACCUUGGAAUCUAGCUAGAGGAUUAGAUACACACGUUACGAAAAAUUUGUUCCAUAUAUUACGAUUGCCUAGCACAGGUCCGAAAAUAGUGCAAAAAUAUAUUACAAAUCCCGUUUUGUACGACAGACCGGAAAUCGGAAAAGUUAAGUUCGACAUACGAUACGUAGUAAUGCUCAAAUGUGUACAACCUCUGCAAGUGUUCGUCUACAAAAAUUUCUUCUUAAGAUUUGCGAAUAAGGAAUUCGCUUUAAAUAAUUUCGACGUGUAUGAACAACAUUUUACAGUUAUGAAUUAUUCAGGAGACAUACCACUUUGUCACUUAAAGUGCGCGGACUUUAUCUUAGAAUGGGAGAAGCAAUACCCCGACUUUUCAUGGAAGAGAUGUGUCGAGCCAAAAAUCUUGCACAUGUUUAGAGAGGUUUUCGAGGCUGCAGUCGCGGUAAAACCACCAAAAGGAAUUGCGGAAAGCCCACAAAGUAGGGCUGUAUACGCGAUCGAUUUGAUCCUCGAAUGGAAAGAAGAGACGAUGCAGCCUAUGUUAUUGGAGAUUAACUUUGCACCUGACUGUAAACGAGCAUGCGAAUAUUAUCCAAAUUUUUACAACGACAUAUUCAAAUGCCUGUUUUUGGACUCUGAUAAUCCGGAAGUAUUUCACAAUUUGUACCUACAGCGGGAUUAAAUUUUUUAUACAUAAAUCGAAAUACAGUUCGCUUAAGUGCAUGCUCGAGCUAUAAAUAUCGAGAAACUAUUAACGAUCGUUUCGUGGUCAGCAUCGUGGCCAAACACACUUAUUUAUUCAAAGCAGGAGAGUUCCGUGUUUCGUAUGCGGUAAUGAGCUGAAGUAGAUCCAGUAAAUCUGCAUAUGCGAACGUUAAGGGUAUAUUUGCUCCGUAAAUAAUUUGCAGCUCCCAUAACUUGACGCUAUAACGGGAAGACUAUUGUAGUACCUAAUGGAAUAAUAAACGAGAGAGCAAUUGGAACAGUUUCACGACUGUCCACUUUGGCCAUCGCAUAUCCACGAGUGCGUGAUUAAUGCAGAAAGAUACUCAUAACGAUAAUGCCAACUUUUUAGCGAUAUCAUUCCUCCCGUGAAAAUAUAAUGAAUACGUAAUAAAGGUCGAUAUAUCGAAGCAUA